This is a messenger RNA of Aplysia californica (California sea hare), 452 nucleotides long. Its product is annotated as von Willebrand factor A domain-containing protein 3B. The record is from RefSeq and is a predicted model, not a curated record. NCBI's taxonomy places the organism in Eukaryota, Metazoa, Mollusca, Gastropoda, Aplysiida, Aplysiidae.
AUUUGACUCCAGCACACCUGUUGAUUUCGAGGAAAACACAGAGAAACUGUAUCGUCUGCUGGAAGAAGCGGACUGGCCGGUGAGAGAACAGGACGUGAGUCUACUGGCCCGGGAGAUCGCUCGGGCCCAGAAGUUCCUCGGACAGUCACAAGCUCUGCGUAAAGCUGCCGCUGGUGAAGGUGAUGAUGAUGAUGAUGAGGAGGAUGAAGAAGAUGAUGAUGAGCGAGACGACAAAAGUGACCAAGGAAAAGAAGAAGAUAAUGAACCACCAGUUUCCAGUGCAAGGUCAAACUCGCCAAGGUCAAAUAAAUCCGAGGCUAGCCCGACCCGAUCUGAGGCAGGUUCCAAAGACGAUGAGGUUAGUCUGCGGCGAGAGUAGAGAGGGAGGGGAGGAUGUCCUGUUGUGUAUGUCCUGUUGUGUAUGUCCUCUGAUGUCCUGUUGUAUAUGAGCA